UCUCGCCGAGUUCGCAACGUUAUUCUAAAAUAUUUUUGCAGUAAAAUUUACCGAAUUGCUAGUUCAUGUGUGUGCGCCACACUGUCGAAAUUCCAGACAGCAAGAAUGUGGCAGGGAAUUGCUUUUAUUUGGUGCGUUUGGAGUGCAUUUCUAGUGCACAGCAGCCUGCAGCAACAAAUCAACAUUGGUGCCUUUUUUUACGACAAUGAAAUCGAGCUGGAGAAGGAGUUCACGGAUGUCAUAAACGCCAUUAACGGGCCCGAGGCUGAGCAAACUUUCACAUUGAAUCCCUUAAUAAAACGCCUCAGACCCGAAGACGGCAGCCUUAUUCUAAUGGGACACGCUUGCGAUCUCAUAGAUAAUGGUGUCGCAGCUAUUUUUGGACCAAGUUCAAAGGCGGCAAGCGAUAUUGUUGCUCUCAUCAGCAAUAACACCGGCAUACCACACAUUGAGUUCGACGCAGCUGAUGAAGAGCAGCUAGCCGAGAAGCCAAACCACCAGAUGACCCUCAAUCUUUAUCCCUCCCAGCUGAUAUUAUCCAAGGCCUAUGCUGACAUUGUGCAGAAUCUUGGCUGGCGCAAGUUCACAGUUGUCUACGAUGCCGAAGAUCCUAAAGCCUCAGCUCGCUUGCAGGAUAUUCUGCAGUUGCGUGAGUUGCACAACGAUGUGGUAAGAGUGCGCAAGUAUACGAAGGACGAAGACUUUCGUGUGAUGUGGAAGAGUAUCUUGGGUGAGCGUCGCAUUGUUCUCGACUGUUCGUCUGAUAUGCUUGUGGACUUGCUGAAUACCUCUUCAGAGUUUAACCUGACACAGCAGUACAAUAACAUCUUUCUCACCAACUUGGAGACGUACAAUGAUAAUCUUCAGGAUUUGACAGCGGACAACGAGACAUUUGCGGUGAAUAUAACCGCAACUCGGCUGCUGCUCAACCCUGACCCUCAAGCAUAUAUGCAGCAGUAUGGCUAUGUGACCCAAGAAGACAACGUUGUUAGUGAGAGUACCGAAACGAGUCGCACUCUAAUGCUGGAUCUGCUCCACGACAGUCUCCAUCUGUUUGCCCAGGCCUGGCGCAACGCAACCUAUUUCUAUCCGGAUCGCAUGUCUGUGCCGCGAAUGAGUUGCGACUUUGGCCCCACAGGAGGGCGACCCUGGCUGAUGGGACGCUAUUUGGCGCGCUUAAUGAAGGGUACUUCCGGCGUGAAUAGCGCAAGCUUUCGCACCAGCAAUUUGCAGUUUGACGAGGAUGGACAGCGCAUUAACUUCAAUAUUGAGAUUUAUGACCCCGUCGACAACAUUGGCAUUGCCAUCUGGGACACCAGGGGCCAGAUAACACAGCUGAAUGUGAAGGACAAGGUGCAAAAGAAGAUUGUCUAUCGCGUCGCCACUCGUAUCGGCCCACCCUAUUUCACCCUCAACGACACUGCGGUGGCUCUCAAUCUCACCGGCAAUGCCAUCUACCAGGGCUACGCUGUCGACCUAAUCAAAGCCAUUUCCGAGGAGGUGGGAUUCGAGUACGUUUUUGUUCCCGUCGCAGAUCAGCAGUAUGGCAAACAGGACAAGAUAACCAAGCAGUGGAACGGCAUCAUUGGCGAGAUUGUCAACAAUGAUGCACACAUGGGAAUUUGUGAUUUGACCAUUACCCAAGCUCGUCGCACGGCUGUCGACUUCACGGUGCCCUUUAUGCAGUUGGGUGUUAGUAUUUUAGCGUACAAGAGUCCGCCAAAGGAGAAUGAGUGGCAGGCCUAUCUGAAACCCUUUGGUGGAGAGGUGUGGAUCUGGAUUCUCAUCUCCGUAUUUGCCAUGUCCUUUCUUAAAGUUAUUAUCGCUCGCAUUGCCAAGGCAGAGUGGGAGAACCCCCAUCCGUGUAAUCGCGAUCCGGACGCACUGGAGAAUCAGUGGCAUCUGCACAACACUUUCUGGUUAACAGUGGCCUCUAUCAUGACAGCUGGUUGCGAUAUUCUGCCGCGGAGUCCGCAAGUCCGUCUCUCGGAGGCCACCUGGUGGAUCUUUGCCAUCAUUAUAGCUAACUCGUACACCGCCAACUUGGCUGCCUUUCUUACCAACUCCAAGAUGGAGGGCAGCAUCACAAGUCUCAAGGAUCUCAGUGCUCAAACGAAAGUCAAGUUUGGCACAAUCAACGGCGGCAGCACCUACAAUCUGCUGGCCGAGUCCAAUGAGACGGUCUAUCGCCUGGCCUUCAAUCUGAUGAACAAGGCCGAUCCCUCGCCCUACACCAAGGAUAAUCUGGAGGGCGUGGAUCGCGUGGCCACCAGCUAUGGUGACUAUAUGUUCCUCAUGGAGACGACAACGCUAGAGUACCAUCGCGAGAAGAACUGCAAACUGCGCUCAGUGGGCGAAAAGUUUGGAGAGAAGCAUUAUGCGAUUGCCGUUCCUUUUGGCGCCGACUAUCGCUCCAAUCUGAGUGUUGCCAUUCUCCGGCUGAGCGAGCGGGGAGAACUCUUUAAUAUAAAGCAGAGAUGGUGGAAGCAGAAAAACAACACCUGCGUCGAAGAGGCGGAUCCAAAUGCCACGCCCGAUAUGACCUUUUCGGAGCUGCGCGGCAUCUUCUACACUUUGUAUAUAGGCAUUCUGAUUGCCUUCAUCAUUGGCAUUAUUGAGUUUUUGGUCUACGUGCAGCAAGUGGCACUCGAGGAGCGUCUUGAUUUCAAGCAGGCCUUCAUCAAGGAAAUUAUAUUUGUGCUACGCAUUUGGAACAACAAGAAACCUAGCUCAGGAUCUACAACCGCCUCCAGUCUGCGCAGCACUUCCCUUCGCUCCAUCGGGAAGUCCAUGGAGCGCACACCGAAAUCGGCGCGUCGCAUUGUCCUCGGCCGUUCCUCGGAGGAGAUGCGCGAGUUGCCGCUGCCGCCGGCGACGCGUCCCUCCCCUAGUUGCAGUGGCAGUGGAGAAAAGGGAAGCGAACGAGAAGGUGAAGAGGAAGAAGCCCGUGUCUGAUGUUGUUGUUAGCUGUUCUGUUACGAGCAUUUCAGCUCUUCAGUUAUUUGCAAUAAAAACUACGCCCAUCAUUU
Messenger RNA from Drosophila nasuta, 3029 nucleotides. It is a transcript of the gene GluRIIC, whose product is annotated as Glutamate receptor IIC. Gene Ontology annotation, cellular component: membrane. Gene Ontology annotation, molecular function: ligand-gated monoatomic ion channel activity; signaling receptor activity. NCBI's taxonomy places the organism in Eukaryota, Metazoa, Arthropoda, Insecta, Diptera, Drosophilidae. The coding region runs from base 106 to 2955 and encodes 949 amino acids. The record is from RefSeq and is a predicted model, not a curated record. Gene Ontology annotation, biological process: monoatomic ion transport. The transcript is spliced from 11 exons.